This is a messenger RNA of Schizosaccharomyces octosporus yFS286, 1441 nucleotides long. RefSeq lists its product as uncharacterized. The record is from RefSeq and is a predicted model, not a curated record. Lineage: Eukaryota; Fungi; Ascomycota; Schizosaccharomycetes; Schizosaccharomycetales; Schizosaccharomycetaceae. Bases 303 to 1064 code for a protein of 253 amino acids. The transcript is spliced from 5 exons.
AUUAUACUAUUACGAGUAAUCGCAACGAGGGUUGUGACCAGUCGGUGACAUAAUGUCGCAGCUUUUAUGAAACGAGACAUGCGAAAGCCACUACCAUGAGUUUUUAAAUUUGUAUCUUUGGUUUAAAAGGAAAAGAAAAGCUGGAAAAAUUGUUUGCUUUUUGAAACAAGGUCCAAUUCCUAUUUUUGAAGACUCUGCACCAAUUGGAACCAACUCUUAAGAAGUUUUCUUGGUGAUUCUAGUGAUUUUGAUUAGAUUGCAACUGCAGUUGUUAGUCUUGGAUUUAAUGUGAUAUUGCAAAAAUGAAGAAUAAAUACACACCUGUUUCAGAGUCUGAAGAGUCUUUGAAAACGCUCACUGAUGAAAAGGCAGACACCCGUUCUUCAGAGGGUACGCCUCCUCCGUAUUCAGCUUCAAACAAAUUUAUCGAUUUAGAAAUGGCUGACGGAUCUGCUCAAAAUUUCGCCCAAGAAUCUGCUAAUAAUAUUAGGUCUGACCCUUCGCCAAAUAAACAGUGGUGGAAAACACCUGUCAUAGGAACACUGACCAUUAUAACUAUUAUAUAUAAUAUUGUUUUUCUAGUCAUAGUUUUUGGUUACAACGUUUCUCCGUAUUCGAAAAGUUUUUAUGGUCUUGCUGUCGUUUCUAUUGGAUUUAUUAGUGUUUUAUUCCUUGCAAUUCUUUAUAUCUAUCCCGAAUGGUACAGGCAAGCUGGAAGAGCAACCAAAAAGGUUCUGAAGAAAUCUGGAAGAGCAACAAAGAAGUGCAUUAAGAAAUUCACACCAGCUGUAUGUAAAGCCCUAAUUAUACUGAUAAGUUUGAAUGGAGUCGGGGGUUAUGUUUUGAAAUUAGCAGGAGGCUUCGAAUAUAUACAUUCAACAGCUGUGUUAGUUGUUCUGGCCGUAUUGAACAUAUGCUUGUUUGUUCUUCUCAUUCGAAACCCAGACUUUGUUGAAGAUCUUCACGAUAUGACUCGUCUAAACAACAGAAUUAGAAGGCAUGGUUCACCUCGUAACGAAGAAACCGAACUUCAACCUCUUGCUGAGCAAAGCUCUGAAGUUUGAAUGUGAGUGUGAGUUUCACCGAACCUGCUUUCAUUUUGUACUUCGCCUUCCACCCUUCCUUGGGAUCAUCCAUGUCAAUUGCAGUCCACCAAGAUCCCUGUGUUUGCUGUCACAAAAGCUUGAAUCUGAUGAAUCCAGAAGACUUUGAUUGCUUUAGUAAUUCACUCUUUUACGACUUUUCUAAUUAGUUCACAGCACUGUUGUUUAUGCAUCUUUCAUUUUCUUCGCAAUCCGAAUAGAACAUCCUUUUUAAUGAUUAUUUCAUGAUUUUGACAACGAAUAUUCCAUGGCAAUGAGCUAUUUUUUAGUUCAACACCGAGUCGCGUAAUUGAUUAUGUUUUAGAAUUGGCAAGAAUAAAUGUGAGUUUCGACAGUUA